AAAUCGAGACGCUAUCUCGAUAUCUCGUUCUCGCACGUCCGUCAGGUUUCGCGAUAACAACAAAUAGAUUAUGUUCUUGUGGGCAUAAUUAGAAUUUUCCUGAAAAAUACGCUUCUCACACCGGCCGAAUUGGCGACGUCCCGAUGAGUGUUAGACGAAUCUACGAUGUCAUCAUGCGACGAAAACUGCGCGCCCGUGGUGUCGUCGCCGGGCGUUUUUUCACUUCAGAAUCGACGGAAGCAAAGGAAUCGAAAGAUGAAGUUGUUGAUAUAACCGCUGCCGACGAGAAGCCGUUAUACUCGGAGGAUCCACUGCUCCAAAAGGAGAUCGAGAAGAAGCGGAAUAAGUCCCGGCUAAAUCCGCAACAUAGGAACGUACUCAUGGAUGUGCGUCCUUACGAUGCACCUGUUGAUUGGUUCCAUCAUACAGUGAAGUAUAAGAAACGUAUGCUGGGUAGGUAUGGAUUAAAGGCUAUUGACGAGCCGGCUGGAUUCGCAUGGCCCUUAUCAAAAGAAGUUGAAGAUGCUCAAGAGUAUGAGAGAGUCGCCUUUCCAUUGUCUCUUCAGGAGAGAUGGCAUAUGCUGAAAGAGGUGAAUCGUGCGAAAGCUGAAGCGGUUAAAACAAGGGAAGCUGAAUUAACUGAAAAAGUGGCAAUGAUGAAUCAAUGGACAGCUGAAUUAAACGCAAAGAUAGCUAAGAAGGAAGCUCAGAUGGAAGCUGCCAGGCUGCGCAAGGAACGUCUAAUAGAAGAAGUUAGGAAACAUUUUGGCUUCAAGAUAUCGGUUCAUGAUGAAAAAUUCAAGACGAUGUUGGCGCAGAAAGAGAAAGAAGAGAAAAAGAAGAAGAAGGAGGCUAAGAAGAAAGAAAAGAUGGAAAAGCUACAGAGUAUAGCACAAGAGAAGGCCAAGGAGGCGAGUCAGGAGCAAGUGACUGACUCGACGAAAUCUGUAAAUUAACGGCGUUUUCAUUUGUCAAAUAUAAUAUAAAAAAUGUUCUCAUUGUAAUGUAAAAAAUGUUCGAAUAAUUUUAUAAAAUUCAUUAGCUCUCUUUUUCAGAUGCGAUUACUCUGACUCUGAAUUUACAUACAGCCAAUAUGAUUAAACAUGUAACACUU
Molecule: messenger RNA, 1114 nt
Organism: Pogonomyrmex barbatus (red harvester ant)
Lineage: Eukaryota; Metazoa; Arthropoda; Insecta; Hymenoptera; Formicidae
Gene: CRIF
Product: growth arrest and DNA damage-inducible proteins-interacting protein CRIF
Cellular component (GO): nucleus; mitochondrion
Source: RefSeq, a predicted model, not a curated record